Cladophialophora psammophila CBS 110553 is the source of this 1326-nucleotide messenger RNA. RefSeq lists its product as uncharacterized. The record is from RefSeq and is a predicted model, not a curated record. The transcript has a single exon. Lineage: Eukaryota; Fungi; Ascomycota; Eurotiomycetes; Chaetothyriales; Herpotrichiellaceae. The coding region runs from base 1 to 1326 and encodes 441 amino acids.
AUGUCAAGCACAUGCAAUUCUAAAGGCAAGCUCAACCCUCCUCCCCUACAAACUGCGAAAGUACAAGAGCUGGCGGUUCAGGUGCAAGAGGAAAAUGACAGAAAGUCGAACCUUGAGCAGCGGAUACUGGACCGCAUCAAGAAAUGUCUCCAACGGGCUCAACAUCCAAACACUCCAGAGUCGGAAGCCCAAGCCGCAAUGCGUAUGGCAAGCCGCCUGAUGACUCAACACAAUGUCACACAUGCCGAUCUUCUAGAUCGGGCUACCAACGAUGACGACUACGCCGCCCUAGGAGGGCAGUCGGUGGUGGCCAUCACCAGCACUAACGGAAGUGGAGCAAAAGUCAUUUCCCAAACUUGGGUUCACGACAUUGCCGCGGCGAUGACCAUCUUCUUCGACUGCCAGACUUAUUCCACGCAGUGUCUGGCUUCCAUUGAAUGGACCUUCUACGGGAUUGCUGCGAACACGGUCGCCGCUGCGAUGGCCUUCGAAAUGGCUCAUAAUCUGACCCUCGAAUGGGCCAGGAGCAAAGCUGGCAAAAACGCAAAACAUAGCUAUUGCCUAGGCAUUGGUAUUGGCCUGGAGAAUAUUGCUCGAAAAGAGAAGAGAGAUGAGAAAAAACGUGCGGAAGAGAUGGAAAGACGACGUGAGCAAUGUCAGCAAGAUGGGCAUAUUUACCAUUCUACCGAGGACUCCAAUGAUGACCAGAAUGCAACCGCACGCUCAUCGCUAAAUCCCGGGAUCUCCCCAUGCCUCGAGAACCAUGAGAAGCCGUCACUCAAGCUGGAGGAUAGUGACAAUGUAAGAGAGCAGGGAAAUACGACCGACGAUAGUGACGUCGAAGAUCAAAUGAUAUUUAAGGAGGAGGAAGAUGAGGACGAGAAGAAACGAACUAUGAAGCCGGAGGACGGUGAAGACCAGAAAUUAGCGCGCCCAGAAAAUCAAGGAUACCUCAGCGACGAGGAUGAAGUUGAAGCUGAAGUGACUUUUAAGGAAGAGGAAGAGAAGCCACUGGACCUGGACGCUGACUUUGACGAACAACUUCACGAGAUGGUUCCUAGUCAUGCUCCCGCAACCUCUGCUACUGUUGGUGAUCAUGAAAGCGAAGGUCAACUCACGGUCAAUCCCUGGAAUUCAAGCCAGGCUCUGGUGCGAUUCCGUCAGUCUGCCGAGAAAGUUGCAGAUGAGUACUUGAAGGCGCAGAAAACGAAGCUCAGCAAGGGUAGACGCAGAGAACGCACGGUCAGAGACCAUUGUGCGUACCGAGAGGGAGUCGAAGACAGCAAGCGGAUCGACGUCAAGAGAAGAAGGAUCGAGGGUGCCUGA